Messenger RNA from Lottia gigantea (owl limpet), 294 nucleotides. RefSeq lists its product as hypothetical. The annotation marks the transcript as partial. The transcript has 2 exons. The record is from RefSeq and is a predicted model, not a curated record. Gene Ontology annotation, cellular component: nuclear envelope. Lineage: Eukaryota; Metazoa; Mollusca; Gastropoda; Lottiidae.
UUUCCUGUAAAAAGAAGAUUAUUAACUGAAGAUGAAUAUUUAGAAAUGAAAGAAAGAGAAACAGAAAAAGCUUUAGAAGAAUUAAGGGAAUAUUGUAAAAGUCCCAAGUGUGAUUCUUGGAAAGUUAUCAGUAGAAUUAAAUCACCUAGCAGAUUUGCAAGUUUUGUAGAAGGUGAAGAUCAUCUAUCUGAUGAUGAGUUUUAUAAUCAUAAUGUUUAUUCUACACAUUUACCUUCUGAUAGUUACAGUGAAGAUGAAAUGUCAGAGAUAGAAUUUAGAUCAACAUCACCUUAG